CGUAUUCGUGAAGGAGUAGUCGCCGGUUCGCUUCUCCUGUUACACUCAGUCACCUGGGUGCUGUGGAGAUUAUUAAUAUAAUCAUUAACAGCAGCAUUAUCAUCGAGUCCAGUUAUCCGCCUGUAGCAGUGGUUAGCACGCUUGUUGUUUUUUCUUUUUAAUAAAGCAGAGUACCUGAGGUGCUGUGGAGUGCUUGAAACAUGUCAGUAGUGGGGUUCGAUGUGGGGUUUCAGAGCUGUUAUGUAGCUGUAGCCAGAGCCGGUGGGAUAGAGACCAUCGCUAACGAGUACAGCGACAGAGCCACACCGGCCUUUGUGUCUUUUGGUCCUCGAAAUCGGGCAAUAGGAGCAGCCGCAAAGAGCCAGGUGGUCACAAACUGCAAGAAUACCGUCCAAGGCUUUAAGCGAUUUCAUGGAAGGGCAUUCACUGACCCAUACAUCCAGUCAACAAAGUCCAGCCUGGUCUAUGACCUCGCUCAGAUGCCCACUGGGACCACGGGCAUCAAGGUCAUGUACUUGGAGGAAGAGAAAGUGUUCAGUAUUGAGCAGGUCUCUGCUAUGCUUCUGACCAAACUGAAGGAGACCGCUGAGGCUGCGCUCAAAAAGCAAGUGGCAGACUGCGUCAUUUCUGUUCCCUGCUUCUUCACGGAUGCAGAGAGAAGAUCUGUUAUGGAUGCUGCUCAGAUUGCUGGCCUUAACUGCCUACGACUGAUGAAUGAGACCACUGCAGUUGCCCUGGCAUAUGGCAUUUACAAGCAGGAUCUUCCUGCCCCUGAGGAGAAACCCAGGACUGUCGUGUUUGUGGAUGUUGGUCAUGCAGGAUAUCAGGUUUCUGCCUGUGCCUUUAAUAAGGGGAAGUUAAAGGUCCUGGCAUCUGCGUUUGACAGCCAGCUAGGUGGUAAAGACUUUGAUGAGAUACUUGUUCAGCAUUUCUGCGAUGAGUUUGCCAAGAAGUACAAACUAGACGUGCGCUCAAAGCCUCGCGCUCUGGUGCGCCUCUAUCAGGAGUGUGAGAAGCUGAAAAAGCUCAUGAGCGCCAACUCCUCCGACCUGCCGCUCAACAUCGAAUGCUUCAUGAAUGACAUCGACGUUAGUAGCAAACUCAACAGAGGCGAUUUUGAGGAAAUGUGUGCAGCGCUACUGGCUAAGGUUGAGGGACCCCUGCGCAGCGUGCUCGAACAGGCCAAGCUAAAGAAAGAGGACAUUUACGCAGUGGAGAUUGUAGGUGGUGCCUCUCGGAUCCCUGCCAUCAAAGAGCGAAUCAGCAAAUUCUUUGGGAAGGAGCUGAGCACAACGCUAAAUGCGGAUGAGGCAGUGGCCAGAGGCUGUGCACUGCAGUGUGCAAUCCUGUCUCCUGCUUUCAAAGUACGUGAAUUUUCCAUCACAGAUGUGGUUGCGUAUCCCAUCUCUCUAAGAUGGAAUUCAGCAGCAGAGGAAGGCUUAAGUGAUUGUGAAGUAUUCCCUAAAAACCAUCCUGCACCUUUCUCUAAAGUGUUAACCUUUUAUCGCAAGGAACCCUUCUCCCUGGAGGCCUACUACAAAAACCCGAAGGAGCUGCCGUAUCCCGAUCCUACCAUCGGUCAGUUCACUAUCCAGAAGGUGUUGCCUCAGGCAUCAGGCGAGUGUUCGAAGGUGAAGGUGAAGGUGCGUGUGAAUGUACACGGGGUGUUUAGCGUUUCCAGUGCCUCCCUAGUAGAAGUACUAAAGGCUGGAGAAGGUGAAGAACCCAUGGAGACGGACUCCGCUGCCAAAGAGGAAGAGAACAAGAUGCAAGUGGACCAGGAGGAGAAAAGCCAAAGUGAUGGGCCGAAAGAGAAUGCAGAUAAGAAAUCUGACGCUGAGGAUAUGGAGACCGAAGAAAACAAACAGGAAAAGAAGAACGACCAGCCUCCACAAGCCAAGAAAGCCAAAGUAAAGACCAAGACUGUGGAAUUGCCCAUUGAGAACAGCCUACACUGGCAGCUUGCUAAUGAUAUGCUCAAUCUGUUUGUUGAGAAUGAGGGGAAAAUGAUCAUGCAGGACAAACUGGAAAAGGAGAGGAACGAUGCUAAGAACGGGGUUGAGGAGUACGUGUAUGAGAUGAGAGACAAACUGCAUGGGGUACUGGAGAAGUUUGUCAGCGAGGAGGAUCGAGAUACUUUUAGCUUAAAACUUGAAGACACCGAAAACUGGCUGUAUGAAGACGGAGAGGACCAACAGAAGCAGGUGUACAUCGAUAAACUGACAGAGUUAAAGAAAUUUGGACAGCCCAUCCAGGAGCGAGCGAGAGAGGCAGAAGAGAGACCGAAAGCCUUCGAGGAGCUCGGGAAGCAAAUUCAAAAGUACUUGAAGAUUUUGGAAGCUUACAAAGCAAAGGACGAACAGUAUGAUCACCUGGAUGAGCUGGAGGUGAUGAAGGUGGAAAAGCAGGUGAACGAGGCCAUGAACUGGAUGAACAACAAAAUGAAUGAACAGAGCAAGCAGAGUCUGACACUACAGCCUGUUAUUAAAGCCUGUGAGAUACAAGCCAAAACCAAGGAGCUGUCCUCCACUUGCAACCCCAUCAUGUUAAAACCCAAACCCAAAGUUGAGCUCCCGAAGGAAGAUAAGACGCCCGAACAGAACGGCCCAGUGAACGGACAGGAAGGCUCAGAGGCUCAGAACAGCAGCCCUAACAAAGACCAACCGACUCCUGAAUCCACAGAGGCCAAACCACCAGAAAUGGACAUCGACUAACUUUCUUUUAUCAGCUUCAGCGUUCUCUCAGCUAGUCUCCUGGUCAUUGACUGAAACAAGCUACUCGUUAGUUUCGUUUUCAGAAAGCUCCACAAAUCCUUCCUGAACUUGUCGUGUAUGCGCUCCUUUUUUUUCUUCUUCUUCUUUUUUUUCCUGUAUAAACUAAGGUUGCACUUUUGUUGUUGUUUUUUUUUUCACAUUAAAGAAAGCUGAACUUGAAGAUGGGGGGAUUUUUGUUCUGUUUCACUUUGAAAUAUUCAUGUACAUGGUCGGAAAGUUAGCUUGGAGUUAAACAGCUGACGACAAUAUAUGUUUGAGAAACUGCACAAGUUUCAUUUUGAUGGGUAUUUUUCUAUUUUUAUUGGAGAAACAUUUGCUUUUAGUUUUGCGUUGUUUUUUGUAAUGUUUAAUGAUUAUCUUCAUUACUACAAAUUAAAAUGAAGUAUGAAAAGCACUGGAAAGGAAUGAAAUGUAAAAUAAGACCAGAUGUUAAACAGGUCUGAAUGUAGAAACAGAUCUAUUCCUGUAGUGCCACACAUGGAUGGGGUUUAUGCGUGUCGUAGCUUUUUCCGAGUUCUCAUGAGGUGCAAUGUUUAUGCCUUGCUGCCAGGACGAAUAGUAGAGACCAACUACGUGGUAUUUUUCAGUCACAGUAAUAAAAUUACUCAUUUUUGGUACACUGAUCCAGACGCUGUUUGAAACGCAAUUCAUUUGGAGGUAAAGUUCUCCUGCAGAACCCUGUAUGGGGUGCUACGAUCUCAUCCCUUCAUGUUCUUUCAGAGGAAAAGCAAAAAGGUUGUAUAUAAUGUUUUGGUUUUGCAGAAUAUUUAUGCUUUCCGUUUUGCUGAGGUGAAAUAAAGGACUUGUAAGGA
Clarias gariepinus (North African catfish) is the source of this 3586-nucleotide messenger RNA. RefSeq names its product heat shock protein 4a (gene hspa4a). Gene Ontology annotation, molecular function: ATP binding; ATP-dependent protein folding chaperone. The record is from RefSeq and is a predicted model, not a curated record. NCBI's taxonomy places the organism in Eukaryota, Metazoa, Chordata, Actinopteri, Siluriformes, Clariidae. Gene Ontology annotation, cellular component: cytosol; nucleus. The transcript has 19 exons. Bases 201 to 2714 code for a protein of 837 amino acids. Gene Ontology annotation, biological process: protein folding.